AUGUCCCCUGCAGAAAAUUCACCCCCAGAGCCAGAGGCCUGUGAGGCAAGAGAAAUCGCAUCGGAAUUAGAAGAGUUUCACAUAGAUUCCGAAGAAACGGGGCUGCCAGGAACUCAGUUAGCAAGCUUCCCAGACACACAUCAACUUGCUUCCUUAAGUGAAAGAAACCAUCUUUCUGCAGAGAGAAUGUCUUCCAAAGAUGAUAAGAGAUCAUCUUUUGGAAGCCCUAGGCAAGACCAGAGUUGGAUGGUCUUGGGCCGUAGUGAGGUUGGUGACCCAUCAUCGGAGACUAGGGACUCAGGGCCUGGAUGGUCCGGCGAGGCUGUGGAGCCAGCCUCUGAUCACAGCUUGGGCAAGGGCCCCCAAAUGCAGAUUCUGGGAGAAAUGAAGCCUCUAGAAUCUUCGGCACUAGAGGAAGCCUCUGGUCUGGGCAGCCAGUCGUGGAAGAGCAUGAGCCGAGGCAGCGCUGGCCCCGAUACAGUUAUGUUGCAGGCUGUCACCCAUGACAAUGAAUGCGAAAUGCUCUCACCACAGUCUUCUCAGAAAAACAUAAUCCCUGAAACGGAAAUGGAGGAGGAGACAGAGUUUCUUGAGCCCAGGACAAGGAAACCAAGAACAAAAGGGCUACUGUCAGAGGAUGUGGGAAUGGACAUCCCCUUUGAGGAGGGAAUGCUGAGUCCCAGUGCUGCAGACAUGAGGCCUGAACCUCCUAAUUCUCUGGAUCUUAAUGGCAGUCAUCCUCAGAGAAUCAAACUCACAGCCCCAAAUAUCAAUCUGUCUCUGGAUCAAAGUGAAAGGUCUAUUCUCUCUGAUGAUAACUUGGACAGUCCAGAUGAAAUUGAUAUCAAUGUGGAUGAGCUCGAUACCCCCGAUGAAGCAGAUUCUUUUGAGUACACUGGGCAUGAGGAUCACACAGCCAACAAAGAUUCUGGCCAAGAGUCAGAGUCUAUUCCGGAAUAUGCGGCAGAAGAGGAGCGAGAGGACAACCGGCUGUGGAGGACCGUGGUGAUUGGAGAACAGGAGCAGCGGAUUGACAUGAAGGUCAUCGAACCCUACAGGAGAGUCAUUUCUCAUGGAGGAUACUACGGGGAUGGCCUAAAUGCCAUCAUUGUGUUUGCUGCCUGUUUUUUGCCAGACAGCAGUCGGGCAGAUUACCACUAUGUCAUGGAAAAUCUUUUCCUAUAUGUAAUAAGUACAUUAGAGUUGAUGGUAGCUGAAGACUAUAUGAUUGUGUACUUCAACGGUGCAACCCCAAGACGGAAGAUGCCCGGGCUAGGGUGGAUGAAGAAAUGCUACCAGAUGAUUGACAGACGGUUGCAGAAGAACUUAAAAUCAUUCAUCAUUGUUCAUCCAUCUUGGUUCAUCAGAACAAUCCUUGCAAUUACACGACCUUUUAUAAGUUCAAAGUUCAGCAGUAAAAUUAAAUACAUCAGUAGCUUAUCAGAACUCAGUGGGCUGAUCCCAAUGGCUUGCAUUCAUAUUCCAGAGAGCAUCAUCAAGUACGAUGAAGAGCGAUCUUAUAAGAGAAGUGUGAGAGAUGAAGCAAUGAGAUACAUCUGCGUAUCUGAAAACGUGGAAGGAGAAAGAAUUUUACUCUGUUGA
Messenger RNA from Balaenoptera musculus (blue whale), 1602 nucleotides. RefSeq names its product protein prune homolog 2-like. Gene Ontology annotation, cellular component: cytoplasm. Gene Ontology annotation, biological process: apoptotic process. Bases 1 to 1602 code for a protein of 533 amino acids. The transcript has 2 exons. Lineage: Eukaryota; Metazoa; Chordata; Mammalia; Artiodactyla; Balaenopteridae. The record is from RefSeq and is a predicted model, not a curated record.